Molecule: messenger RNA, 1268 nt
Organism: Corticium candelabrum
Lineage: Eukaryota; Metazoa; Porifera; Homoscleromorpha; Homosclerophorida; Plakinidae
Exons: 1
Coding region: 14-1162 (382 amino acids)
Biological process (GO): beta-D-galactose catabolic process via UDP-galactose, Leloir pathway
Cellular component (GO): cytosol
Molecular function (GO): UDP-glucose 4-epimerase activity
Source: RefSeq, a predicted model, not a curated record
UUCCGGUAGCCAGAUGCAGUCUAUUGUUGUUUUAAUCGUCUUUCUUCCUGCAUGUAUCGCAGCUGUGACGAACGUGUUGGUGCUGGGAGGAAACGGUUUUAUAGGAUCUGAGACGGUCCAUCAGUUGUUGGAGUCUGAAGGCGACAAAGUGAGAUUGACUCUGCUGAACAGAGGGAAUAGUUAUUGGGAUUCUAGUAGCAGAAUUACGCCUCGAAUCAAUCCUAUUUAUUGCAGUAGAAAUAGCAUCACGCAGUGCGACGAGCUUAUUUCAUCUAAGAAAUUUUAUGAUUUUGUGUUGGAUUUCUCAUCAUACGUUCCACGAAAUAUGGCAGAAAUCAUCGACAUAUUGACUGAUAGAGUUGGUGUGUAUAUUUAUAUCAGCACCGACUCUGUGUAUGAGGUGUGCCAGAGGAAGGAAGAUUCAAGUGAGUACCUCAGAGAAGAGGAUGCUGUUCGUCCAGCAUCAAACACAGAGAGACGAGAACUGAAUGCUCGUGAUAACUAUGGACACAGGAAACUUGGAUGUGAAGAAUUACUUCUAGAACAAAGAGAAAAUGGAGGGUUUCCGUAUGUUAUAUUACGACUGCCAGAUGUGAUUGGUCCGAGGGAUAACACAGAUCGUUGGUGGAGGUACCAACUGUGGAUACGAUUCCAUGUAAUGAUUGGUCAGCCAAUAUAUAUGCUUGACUGGAUGAGGCAUUCUCCACUUAGUUUGGUGUACAACAAAGAUGUUGCAAAAAUUAUUGUUGUUAUCAUGAAAGAGAGUGCCAACCACAUAGAUAGCAUGUACAAUUUGGCAUUCUCUGAGGUCACAACCCUUCAUCAACUGUUGCUUGAUAUGGCAGAUGUAAUGCAAGUCAGUGAGCCUAUAUUCUCACCUGAUAAUACAGUAAGAAACCAUUUCUUCCCUUCAGUUACUCGUGGACCAAUCAGCAUUGAGAAAGCAUUAAGACAACUUAAUUGGCAACCAACAUCACUGAAACAGGCAAUUGGAGAAACUGUUGAAUUUUAUGAACAAGCUAUGAUCAACCCCCAAUCUAAAGAGAAACGAGAUGCUGUUUUAAGUGACUUCAAGAGUGUUUACGUUCCCGCUGACAAGCAAGAUGCCUUUGAUAAAAGACUAGUAGAGAUUUAUCAUCAUUAUUCUAGAGAUGAAUUGUGAGUUUGACAGUGAACGUCAUGUAUCUUCAUGAUGUAGUUUCCAUGAACUAUCUGUAUGCAUCAGACAAGGCCCAAAAUGAAGUCUAUUGAAUGGCAUUCAAACCUCA